This is a messenger RNA of Nicotiana tabacum (common tobacco), 3761 nucleotides long. RefSeq lists its product as uncharacterized. Gene Ontology annotation, molecular function: polyubiquitin modification-dependent protein binding. Gene Ontology annotation, cellular component: nucleus. Lineage: Eukaryota; Viridiplantae; Streptophyta; Magnoliopsida; Solanales; Solanaceae. The record is from RefSeq and is a predicted model, not a curated record.
AAAUUGGAGCGAUACCAAAAAAAAAAAACAAAUCGUAUUGCAUAUACAGAUUACAGGUCGCAUUGUUUCUUUUGAAAAUACAAAAACCGUUUUCUGUAUCCAAUUUGGUCACCACCAAUUUAUUACUUUCUAGCUUCACCCAAAUUUUUUCAGCAAAUCAUGGAUGAUCUCUCUAUACACAAGAUUCAAAUCUCCGGCACUACUUUAGCCUCUAUCCUCCACCGUCUUUUCUCAUCCUCCGGCGACAUCCACGGCCUAUUAUUCGGCCACGUGUCAUUCUCCACCACCAUCCCUCUUUCCGACGACCCCGCCACUACCUCCACCGCCGUAACCAUCGCCUCCGACGACGGCCCAAUUCGUACCGCCACUAUCACCGAUUUUCUCUCUAUCCCUUCCCACUUUCCCCUCCCUUUACACCAGCUUGAUGAUCCUUCCGCCGCCGUUCUUGGUUGGUUUUCCGGUCGCCGAAAAACCCCUUUAAGACCCUCUUUAAAGGAUUCUACAACUACCCUUUCUUUAACUUCCUCUGCUUCUCACUCUUUUACCCCUCAAAAUGCUCCGUAUUUACUUUCUCUGCCCCCCUCUUUGUUCCUUCUGUUAACGACGCCGUUUCAUGAACAGCUGAUACAUACCCACGAGUACAAAGCUUUUCAGUACCGUAUUUCCACUGAUUCAUUCGACCCAAAAAGUUUAGAUAUUAUCAACAUUGGUCCAUCUUUUCGAUCCCAUUAUGGUUCUUUUAGUCCUAAUUCACCAUUUCCUUUAAUUUCAUGUGACUUAAGGGGUCCAAAUGCAAUGGCUGAAGAUGAAAAGGUGGAAUCUUUGUUGAGUAUUAAAAGGGGUUUGAAGGAUCAGAAGGAGUUGGAUUUAUGUGCUGAAGGAUUUGAGAUUGGGAGAUUGAACAAGUUGAUGGGCUCAGAUGCUUCAAAUUAUACUGUUGAAUUGGAGCAUUUGUAUGAUAAAAUGCUUGUUAAGCUUGAUAGUUUGGCUAGAUUGGUGGAAACGAGUUCUGCUAAGGUUCUUGAGCAGGAAAACCACAAUAUGAAGUUGAGGUACAAAGUUGCUGGCUUGAAAUGAAUUCUGAUGUUUCAGGUGGCAUUUCUCCUUUUGUAAGGGUAUGAAUGAAAGUUACGAGUUCGAUUGAACCCCAGCUUCUACACGGCAUACGUCUCUGAUUAAGAAAUCAUUCUAACCAACAGAGACAACAUUCGGGUGUGAAAUUUAAAAGUGGUUUAUUCUGAUUGCAUGUGAUAUAUUUUUAAUAUGUUUGUAGUAACUAAAUUGAUUGUAGCUAAAAUGAAUGUCACCUUGGAUUAUUUCUUCAUAGAGAGCCAUUGGAUGUGAAGAAGAAAACUUUAGCAGAUUGAGACAACAAUUGAAUGUGAUAUCCUUAAAAGUGGUCAUUGUAAUCAGAUUAGGUCAUUGUUAUGGACUAAGAUAUUUCAAAAGAGCAACUAAGAAUGUAUAUGUACUGUAAUUAUGUCUCUGAACUUUUUGUUUCUUUAGGUUCUCAAUUCAUAAUAUCUUGUACAUGUUAGACUUAGUACGAGGAGGAAAUCAGUUGUAUGAGCCUCUCAUUUUCUUUAUAUACUCCAUUGAGCUAGGAUGAAGGUAGAGUGCUGUGUUCCUAGCUCAGUGGAGUUGAUAAAGGAAAUGAGAGGCUCAGACAACUGAUUUCAUCUUCGUACUAUGUCUAUUUUUCAUCUAAGUUGAACUGUUUCUGCGGUUGUAAUUGCUAGAGAGUAGACAUCAGCUGUCCCGUUCCUUCUCUAAUCACUGCAUUCUUGAACUUCAUUUCUUCCAAGACUUCUGAAAGACUCCCUUAUAACCUGUAGAAGAAAAAGGUUUCUUAUGGACUCAUCACAGUGGAUGUAUAUAUAUCUGAUUAGUCACAUUACAUAUGCCAGUGAAAGAAGGGCAAUUUGCUUGAUGCAUGCACAUUGAGCACUGUAUAAGAACCCUACCCAAAACUCGUCCAAUCAUCUUUUUUUUUAAUGAAUACAACUCGCCCAAUCAUCUUAGCAUGUAACAGCUGGCGGACUAUAUAAGUAAACCCGACUAGAGAGUCGGAUGCUUUGCACAUAACUAACUACAUUCUCUCCUCUCUAAGGAAAUGGACACAUCUCUAACUAUGUUUUCCAAAUUUUUUUUGUGGUAGUGGUACUUCCAUAAUUGCAUGCUAUGCAGUGAUUGCUGUCUUAUUAUUCCUAUAGGCAUUUCCUCAUUUUCCUUCUUGCCUCUGCUCAUUGCCUAAGUUGCCUAUUUGAUGCCCCCAUUAAGGCAUUAGCUUUGUUAUGCCUAAGAGAAACUCUGGAGCAUAGUUCCUUAUACUCUUUUAGGUUAGGAGGUGUUGCAGGCAGAUGUUAGAUAUGUGCGUCUUUGAGCUAGUAGCUCAACGAACAGAUGAUAACAUUACAAUAGAUUCCAAGAAACUGUAAAUUUGCUAAUCAUGGCACCAAUAAGGAAGACGUGCACAUAAAUUUCUUCGCAUCUGCUGAAGCGUUGGCACGUAAAGAUGUUACACCCCACAUAUGAAGUUGGAGGAUCUAUGAGGUUUAAGCGCAACCAAUCAGAUGGUGACGCGUUACCGAGCAGAGGAGGCAACUGCAUGCGACCAGAUUUCGCUAGCUGUCUCCCCCCGGCACGACAGCCAAAGCGGGGCGACCCAUUUUGCAUGUGGAGCGGCGGAAUUUCCAAUGCUUGGUGUACAUAUAUAAAUGCAGUAAGGCUCAUUCUCUUUAUUUUUUCCAGGAGUAUCACUCCCUAUAAUUCACCAAAAACGUUCUCACAUCUCCUUUGAAGUUCCAAAAUAGCCUAAAUUGAAUUAGAAGACGGUUAUGUUAAGAUUUAGCUUGAAGAAACUGAGAAUCGUUGUCGUAACAUCUAUCAUCUGGUGGUAUUGAUUCUGAAGAUUCGUUAGUGGCAAAAUUAAUCACCAUAGAAGCGUAGUUAGUUCUUCAACAAAGGUAUGUAGGGCAACUUUCUUUCUUGGCACGAGUUAGUGUAAGUCCCUCCUUCCUCCUAAAUGACUCCUGCAUUGUAAGGUUUGGUAGUUCUAACCCCUCUCAACGAUGUUGCUAUGUUCUUGUACAUUCUUGUUGGUAGCAUUUAUUUCAAGUCUAAAAUGUUCCCAGUUGGUAUCCUGAGGUCGGGAAGUAUAAUUAGUUAUGAGUCUAACUUAAUAUUUCUUGAAGUUGAUUCUACGUUUUACUUGUAUGUGUAUGUAUCCAUUACACUUUACCGAGCCGCGCUAUAGACGGCCGGGAACGACACCUAUUGUGCAACCACUGAUCAGUUGGGUACGAUGUGAAAUGCUACCGAGCCCUUGUGUGGCCGGGUACGACCGAGCUCUCUAUGAGGCCGGGUACGAGAUAAUGUAAGAUAAGACACUACCAAGCCCUCAUGUGGCCGGGUACGACCGAAACCUCAUGAGGCUGGAUACGAUAUGAUAAAAGAAAGAAACUUACCAAGUCCUCUACGAGGCCGGGUACGAUAUGAAGUGAUAUGCUCCAAAAUAGGGCUAAGUAAUGUUAUAUUAACUUCAGUGUAUAACCCCCAGAGUGGCUUAACCCUUUUAAGGCUUGCAUGUUGUUAAGUUCAUAGUUCUUAUAGUUUAUGCCCUCGGUAGCUCGUCCCCGGUACCAGGUUGAAACCAUGCCCUCAUAUCUCUUAUGUUAUAUCUCUGAUUUUUAUAUUUAGCCUUACAUACUCGGUACAUUUUCCGUACUGAUGCCCUCCUCUUUUGGUCACUGUGUUCAUGC